Messenger RNA from Pipistrellus kuhlii (Kuhl's pipistrelle), 1336 nucleotides. It is a transcript of the gene LPAR3, whose product is annotated as lysophosphatidic acid receptor 3. Gene Ontology annotation, biological process: G protein-coupled receptor signaling pathway. The record is from RefSeq and is a predicted model, not a curated record. Gene Ontology annotation, molecular function: lysophosphatidic acid receptor activity. NCBI's taxonomy places the organism in Eukaryota, Metazoa, Chordata, Mammalia, Chiroptera, Vespertilionidae. Gene Ontology annotation, cellular component: membrane. The transcript is spliced from 3 exons. Bases 155 to 1219 code for a protein of 354 amino acids.
GCCGUGCCCCCCGCAGCUCCCCUCGCGCCGGCGGAAGCGCAGCGCCCGGCCGCCCCGUCGCGCGCGGCCCGAGGGCAUGCGGCAGCCGCGGGGGCCCCGCUCCCGGGCUCGGCGGCGCGGGCGAGCGUGAGCGGAUGUUCAGUUCUUCUCCACAAUGAAUGAGUGUCACUAUGAUAAGCAGAUGGACUUUUUUUAUAACAAAAGCAACAGUGCCACUGCCGAUGACUGGACAGGAACGAAGCUCGUGAUCGUUCUAUGUGUUGGAACAUUUUUCUGCCUGUUCAUUUUCUUUUCUAAUUCUCUGGUCAUCGCAGCGGUGAUUAAAAACAGAAAGUUUCAUUUUCCCUUCUACUACCUGUUGGCUAACCUAGCUGCUGCAGAUUUCUUUGCCGGAAUUGCCUAUGUAUUCCUGAUGUUCAACACUGGCCCCGUUUCAAGGACUUUGACCGUCAACCGCUGGUUUCUCCGCCAGGGGCUCCUGGACACUAGCUUGACCGCCUCCCUGACCAAUUUGCUGGUGAUUGCCGUGGAGAGGCACAUGUCAAUCAUGAGGAUGCGGGUCCACAGCAACCUGACCAAAAAGAGGGUGACAUUGCUCAUUUUGUUUGUCUGGGCCAUUGCCAUCUUUAUGGGGGCGGUCCCCACACUGGGCUGGAAUUGCCUCUGUGACAUCUCUACCUGCUCUUCCCUGGCCCCCAUUUAUAGCAGGAGUUACCUCAUUUUUUGGACUGUGUCCAACCUCGUGGCUUUCUUCAUCAUGGUCGUGGUGUACCUGCGGAUCUACAUGUACGUCAAGAGGAAAACCAACGUCUUGUCCCCACAUACCAGUGGCUCCAUCAGCCGCCGGAGGACCCCCAUGAAGCUAAUGAAAACAGUGAUGACUGUCUUAGGGGCCUUCGUGGUGUGCUGGACCCCGGGCCUGGUGGUGCUGCUGCUGGAUGGCCUGAACUGCAAGGAGUGCGGCCUGCAGCACGUGAAGCCGUGGUUCCUGCUGCUGGCCUUGCUCAACUCCCUCAUGAACCCCGUCAUCUACUCCUACAAGGACGAGGACAUGUACAACACCAUGAAGAAGAUGAUCUGCUGCUUCUCUCAGGAGAGGAACCCGGAGAGGCGGCCCUCCCGCAUCACCUCCACGGUCCUCAGCAGGAGCGACACGGGCAGCCAGUACAUGGAAGAUGGUAUCAGCCAGAGCACCGUCUGCAACAAGAGCAGCUCCUAAUCCCGGUGCCCUCGGCCCUCCCAGCCUGCACUGCGCGGAGAGCUGCUAAGCAUGGUUGCCUGUCUCUAACAAAGCCCGUGUACAGUGUUAUUUGAGGUCUCAACUAAUCAUUGCUAG